AUGGCUCCUGUCCUGUUAGAACCCACAAUUGUUGUUUCCCAACCCAGUACUACUCCAUUGAAGGUAUCACUCAAUGGUACUGUUACAAAUGGAGUUGAUUUGACCCUGAAGGCACGUCCUUGGCGACUCCUGCACCUUGCCGAUGCCCUCAACCCUCCGGCCCAAGAGGAACAUCCGGAUAUUAAUAUCCAGCGACUACUCCAAUUGGCAUGGGUUACUACUAUCAGGGCAUUUUCCUGCUCAACAACUCUAUACAUUGGUCAAGACUAUCCGAAAGGCCAAUGCUACAUAGGCGAGGCAGCUCAUGGCUACUCAAAGCCGACCGUCCAGAUUCACGUAGAUCCUCAUGAUACCGUGAGAGAUCUGUUCCGCGAAAGCAUUGAAGCAUUGGGUCCAUUAUCCCAGAUUGGAGUUACCGAGAAUGGCCACAACGGCCAGGCUGGUGACAAUCCCGGCCUCAACGUGACAAUCUUCUACCAGAAGCAAUCGGCAGAGCGCAUUCUGUCUGGUCUCGAUGCAUGCGUCGGCCAUUGCCAGGCCUGCUGUAGCAUACCAAUGAAAGAGCCAUCGGAGGUACACUCGAUAUUCGCCGGUCUCCGACUUUCAAUACGCCAUACCUCCGACGAUAGGUUACACGCACGAUUGGAUGUUGGAAACACUAGCAUCGGACUGCCACUAGCUACAAGCCUCCUGAACAGCUUCAGCCAGGCUCUGUCAUCAAUUGAUGGCUCAUCCACACAGAGCAUCGGUAGCCUCGAGUUAUGCUCGCAGCAAGAUCGUGACCAGAUCACCCAAUUCACUGCAACCAUCGAGCCUGCCCAUGACGGCCUGCUGCAUGACCUUUGUUUACGACACGCGAAGACAACACCCGAUGCCCCCGCCGUUCGCUCCUGGGAUGGAGAUCUAACAUAUCACCAACUCGGCGAAUUAACUUCCCGGUUAGCACAUUGGCUAGUGGGACAAGGCGUCGGACCAAAUAUCUAUGUGGCAUGCGCCUUCUACAAAUCCACCUGGGCUAUUGUAGCCCGAUUGGCUGUCCUGAUGGCUGGUGGUGCAUACAUCUGCGUCGAUGGGAAUGAUCCACCACCAUACCUUGCAUCCGCGCUCGAACGCACCCAGAUAAAAAUAAUGCUCACGGCAGCCGGAUACAGAGAGAGAUUCGCCGAUCGAGUCGAAACACUCUUCGAGGUCAGCGAAGCUUCCGUCUCCAGUUUGCCAUUGAAGACUUCGGUCCCUUGUUCAACCGUCACACCCACCGACCCUUGCGUUGUGCUCUUCACAUCCGGCAGCACGGGAAAACCAAAGGGAAUCAUCCAGGAGCACCGUAGCUAUGUCUCGGCAUUGACGGAUUACAUCCGUGUCAUGGACAUGGGACCGCAUAGCCGGAUGUUCCAAUUCGAUUCGUACACUUUCGACAUCAGCAACAAUGACUUCCUGACGCCUCUCAUAGCUGGUGGAUGCUGCUGUGUCCCCACUAUAUCUCUGACAAUGGAAGCUCUGGUGACCGACAUGAACAAUCUGGAGGGGAACAUAACGUUCAUAACACCCUCCGUUGCCAUCGACCUGGAACCAGACAGCGUCCCCACUCUGAAGAUGAUCUGUAUCGGCGGCGAGCCAGUCUCAGAUGCGGUAUUGGCGAAAUGGCUGGGCCACGCGCAGGUGGUAAACCAAUACGGCAUGGGCGAGGUAGCUUCCCUCUGCGCAUAUAAUCGCAAUCUCAAGAUGGGCCGUGGGUCGGUCGUCGGUCGUCCUGCCACCGGUGCAAUCUGGAUCGUCAAUCCCGAUAACCCCGACCAACUGAUGCCCGUCGGGGCUGUGGGAGAACUUCUCAUUGAGGGCCCCCACCUUUCCAAAGGAUAUCUAGACCACGUAUCUGGAAAGUCGGAGAACUUCCUCACUGCGCCACCGAUUUGGAUGGCGCAGCUGCACACCGACAGACCAAUUCACCGUCUAUAUCGCUCUGGCGAUCUAGGCCGGUACAACCACGAUGGCACGAUCGAGCUGAUGGGCCGCAAAGAUAGCAUGCUCAAGCUCGACGGCGCGCGCGUCGAAGCAGGCCAAGUUGAGUACGUGCUCCGACGCAACUUGUCCACCGGCGACUCCGCUGUCGUGGACAUUCUCGGCGCUGUCGAUGGCCAGGGUGAUCCUAUUCUUGGAGUUUACUUAUACUUGGCCAAUAACCCCAUGAACAUGGAAAAUGGUCCAGUUGAGGAAAUGGAGUUCCGGCCCAUCAGCGAUAGACACGCUGUGUAUGCGCUCACCCAGUCGCUGAGCGAGGCGGUCCGCCAGAGUUUGCCGAAGUACUAUGUCCCUGCGCUGUAUAUCCUUAUUGAUAGAGUCCCGCGCACCAAGUCUAAAAAGACGGAUCGGCGUAAGCUUCACAUGUUAGGACAAGCUUAUUAUAUGGAACAUCGGGAAGAGCUGGAGGGAAUUACGGUGUGGCUAGAUUGGAGUAAGAUAUAA
Molecule: messenger RNA, 2463 nt
Organism: Penicillium verrucosum
Lineage: Eukaryota; Fungi; Ascomycota; Eurotiomycetes; Eurotiales; Aspergillaceae
Product: non-ribosomal peptide synthetase
Exons: 1
Coding region: 1-2463 (820 amino acids)
Biological process (GO): amino acid activation for nonribosomal peptide biosynthetic process; secondary metabolite biosynthetic process
Cellular component (GO): cytoplasm
Molecular function (GO): phosphopantetheine binding
Source: RefSeq, a predicted model, not a curated record